Messenger RNA from Durio zibethinus, 3105 nucleotides. NCBI's taxonomy places the organism in Eukaryota, Viridiplantae, Streptophyta, Magnoliopsida, Malvales, Malvaceae. The record is from RefSeq and is a predicted model, not a curated record.
UCGUCGCUACUUUUUUUAAAAAAAAAAAAAAGAAAAUUGAUCUUCAACGAGUUUAACUAUCCAUGUCGUCGGAUAUAAGCUAGACCUUUUCUGCAAAAUCGUCCUCGCUCUCUGUGGCUUUUCACUUUCUCUUCAACGAUUCGAAAAGAUUUUCAUUCUUUGUAACCCAAAAAAAAGAUGGCUAAAUGCAGCAACUUUAACGGAGUUUAUUGCGACGAGAUUUUCAUGAUUGAUCUCGCGAGUUUGUUUUUGUAAUUGGCAUCUGCGACGAAAACUUUUAAAAGAUCGUUUCUUUUUUUUUCUUCUUUUUCUUGGCCGCAGAGAGAAUGGGAACAGAUAGUUUGUUACUGGCAACGGUGGGACCGCCGAUUAAACCGCGAGCGGGGUUGAGGAGAAAACAGGCUGGAAGAGGCUCUUACAGAGGAAGCUAAGGGCUUUAUUGCAAACAAAGAUAGGUUGGGGGUGAUUUUGAUUGAAAUUUUGUUGUUUUUAGGUGGAGUGGGGGACCUUUUUGAACAAAAUAAAAAGUUGGUUUCUUUUAUUGAGGAGAGAUAGAGAUGAGCAGUACAACUAGCAGUGAGUUGCACCAGAUACUGAGAAGUCUCUGUCUCAAUACUGAGUGGAAGUACGCCGUUUUUUGGAAGCUUAAGCAUCGAGCUCGAAUGGUGCUGACUUGGGAGGAUGCGUACUAUGACAAUCAUGACCAACAUGAUCCUUCAGAGAAUAAUUUUUUCGGAGAUACAUUAGAAAACUUGCACAAUGGAUAUUAUUCACAUGACCCCCUUGGUUUAGCUGUGGCAAAGAUGUCUUAUCAUGUGUAUUCGCUAGGGGAAGGGAUUGUUGGACAGGUGGCAGUUUCUGGGAAGCAUCAGUGGAUAUUUGCAGAUAAGCAUGUUAACAGCUCCAGCCCAUUGUUUGAGUUCUGUGAUGGUUGGCAAAGCCAGUUUGCAGCAGGGAUCAGGGUAUUCGAGGAUGUGAAGCUGGUGAGUCACAUCAGAGAUGUUUUUUUUACUCUUCAAGAUUCUUCGCUAGGGCAUAUUGCCAGUCCAAUAGAAUAUAGCAUGAAGAGUUCAUUAUUUGAGCCAGAUUUACAUACGAAACUAUUAGAUUCAGAAGUUAUUUCUUUAGUUAAAGCUGUAGACAAAGAAGGGCCAGAUGUUUUGUUGCCUGAGUUUUCACAUUGCCAAAAGUGCAGUGAUGGUUCGUUUGUUCUUCCACUGUCCAGAAUUCAUCACAAAGUGGCGGUUGAGGUGGAAAAUAAGAAUGAAGGGCUUGAGCUAUCCUCAGCAGGGAGUGAUGAGAGUGCUAAAUUCCUGACACCAAGAUUAAAUGUUUCAAACUUGGAGCGUCUAAAUCAGUUGGGGAGGAAUUUGAUAAACAGUGGGGCAUGCGAAGGGGAGACUAGUGGUUGGAAAAGUUCAAGUUUGGGACAAGAAAAUGUCUACACAAACAAUCCUGUUGUGGGUAGUAUAAAUUUAUUUAAUGUGGCACUUCAAGCUGAACAGUCUGCAGUUGAUCAUGCAUGCUACUCAAACUUCCUUCACUCUGCACUUAGUGAUAUGGUUAAGUCGGGUGGUUUGAGUUCUUAUCAAAAUAUGGUGUUGGACAUACCUGAAUCUUCAGGCAUAAAAUUUGAAAAGGACAUGACGAAGUUGGGGAAUCCGAGUGAUUUAAGUGGCUUAGACUCAAUAAACACUUCCUUAAAGUUUUCUGCUGGCUAUGAGCUUUAUGAAGCACUUGGACCAGCUUUUCUGAGAAAGAAUAUCUAUGCUGAUUGGCAAGCACAGAAUACAGAAGCAGGAGCUAAUAUCGAAAUGCUAGAGGGGAUGAGCAGCAGCCAAUUGACUUUCGAAUCUGGUUCAGAGAAUCUCCUAGAAGCUGUAGUGGCAAAUGUUUGCCAUAGUGGCAGUGAUAUCAAAAGUGAGAGAUCUUUUUGCACAUCAGCACCAUCAUUGGUGACAACUGGAAAUACACCAGAGCCUUCAAGCCAAACAAAACUUACUUUUAAUUCAGCUGGUUAUUCAGUUAACCAGUCCUCUCUCGUGGAAGAUAACACAAAGCAGUGCCUAAAUUCGUCAGAGUUAUGUGGUGCAAUGUCUUUGAAAGGGAUUUCUUCUACUUGCCCUAGCAAUUGCAGUGAGCAGUUUGAUAGGUCUUCUGAGCCAGCUAAGAACAGCAAAAAGAGGGCUAGACAUGGUGAAAAUCCCAGGCCUAGGCCAAGGGACAGGCAACUCAUUCAAGAUCGUAUUAAGGAACUAAGGGAGCUUGUGCCUAAUGGGGCAAAGUGCAGUAUUGAUUCAUUGCUGGAGCGCACGAUCAAGCAUAUGGUCUUUUUGCAAGGCAUCACUAAGCAUGCUGACAAGCUCAGUAAAUGUGCUGGAUCAAAGAUGCAUCACAAGGGAGUUGGCAUUCAUGGAUCAUCCAAUUAUGAGCAAGGUUCAAGCUGGGCAGUGGAAGUGGGAAGCCAUCUAAAAGUUUGCUCAAUAGUAGUGGAGAAUAUAAACAAAAAUGGGCAGAUGCUUGUAGAGAUGUUGUGUGAGGAAUGCAGUCAUUUUCUUGAGAUAGCGGAGGCCAUUAGAAGCUUGGGCCUGACAAUUUUAAAGGGGGUUACAGAAGCACAUGGUGAGAAGACUUGGAUAUGUUUCGUGGUUGAGGGACAGAAUAACAGAAUUAUGCAUAGAAUGGAUAUCUUAUGGUCGCUUGUGCAAAUUUUGCAAUCCAAGGCUACAACCUAGCUGCAAUGGCUUGUCACCUCUUGGAGGCAGUAAAAUUAGCUCCUAAUGUUAAAUAUUGUGAGUGGUUUGUGAUUUUUUAUUGGCUCUAUGCUUUUUGCUUCGUCUCUGUCUCCCAAUCCCCUAAAAAUAUUUAAAGUAGGGGAAAAGGAGAGAGAGUUUACUUAAGAAACAUUUUGUGAAGAGUUUUUUGCUUCUGUUCUUCAUAGUUUGUGGAAAUGCCAUCAAUUAUUUUCUUUUCUCCUUUACCCAAUUUACAUAAGACAUCAUCAGUUAUUUGUAAGUUGUGAUGAUAUUCCAAUCUGGGUGCCUUAGCUGGAUAUUUCCAGCUGUUAUAGCUUUAAACUAUGGUUCUCUACUUAUGAACAUGUAG